GGAUGGCGUGGACUGACAGUUGUACCGCGGCAUGUGCGUUUCCCAGUUCUCUGGUGCUGCUAUAUGGGGGACGUGGGGUCCCCACAGACCUGCAAAUUCUGGCCCCUCUUUUCUCAACCCAGAGCAAAUUGAAACGUCCGGGUGAGAGUCCGUCUUCCUGUGGAACUUUCUUAUCUCUGCAUGAUCUCUGGUGCAGUGGGAAGCAGAGGACCAUCUUUCUCUCGGGAUUUCCAAAGACUCAUGUUACGUGAGGAAGCCACCAAGAAGAACAAAGAAAAGGAGCCAGGGAUGGCUCUUCCUCAAGGACGCUUGACUUUCAGGGAUGUGGCUAUAGGAUUCUCUUUGGAGGAGUGGAAAUGCCUGAACCCUGCACAGAGGGCUUUAUACAGGGCCGUGAUGUUGGAGAACUACAGGAACCUGGAGUUUGUGGAUAGCUCUUUAAAAUCCAUGAUGGAGUUCUUAUCAACUGGGCACGGUAAUACAGGAGGAGAGUUCCACACAGGGACAUUGGAAAGACAUAAAAGUCAUCACAUUGGAGAUUUUUGCUUCCCAGAAAUCAAGAAAGAUAUUCAUCACUUUGAGUUUCAGUGGCAAGAAGUUGAAAGAAAUGGCCAUGAAGCACCCAUGACAGCAACCAAAGAGUUGACUGGUAGUACAGACCGACAUGAUCAAAGACAUGCUGGAAACAAGCCUAUUAAAGAUCAGCUUGGAUUAAGUUUUCAUUUGCAUCUGCCUGAACUGCACAUAUUUCAGACUAAAGGGAAAAUUAGUAAGCAAUUGGACAAGUCUAUCAGUGGUGUUUCCUCAGCUUCAAAAUCCCAAAGUAUUUCUCAUAGGCUCAAAACUCAUAUUUCUAAUAAGUAUGGGAAGAAUUUCCUCCAUCCUUCAUUAUUCACACAAAUACAGGAAAUACACAUGAGAGAAAAAUCUUGCCAAAGUAAUGAGUGUGGCAAAGCCUUUAAUUAUAGCUCACUCUUAAGGAGAUACCACAUAACCCAUUCAAGAGAGAAACGAUAUAAAUGUGAUGUAUGUGGCAAGAUCUUUAAUCAGAAGCAAUACGUUGUAUAUCAUCAUAGAUGUCACACUGGUGAGAAAACUUACAAGUGUAAUGAGUGUGGGAAGACCUUCACUCAGAUGUCAUCCCUUGUAUGCCAUCGUAGACUUCAUACUGGAGAGAAACCUUACAAGUGUAAUGAGUGUGGCAAGACCUUCAGUGAGAAGUCAUCCCUUAGAUGCCGUUGUAGACUUCAUACUGGAGAGAAACCUUACAAGUGUAAUGAGUGUGGCAAGACCUUUGGUCGAAAUUCAGCCCUUGUAAUUCAUAAGGCAAUUCAUACUGGAGAGAAACCUUACAAGUGUAAUGAGUGUGGCAAGACCUUCAGUCAGAAGUCAUCCCUUCAAUGCCAUCAUAUACUUCACACUGGAGAGAAACCUUACAAAUGUGAAGAAUGUGACAAUGUUUACAUUCGCAGAUCACACCUUGAAAGACAUAGGAAAGUUCAUAGUGGAGAGGGAUCAUACAAAUGUAAGGUUUGUGACAAGGUUUUCCGGAGUGAUUCAUACCUUGCAGAACAUCAAAGAGUUCAUACUGGAGAGAAACCGUACAAGUGUAAUAAAUGUGGCAGGAGUUUCAGUCGGAAGUCAUCCCUUCAAUACCAUCAUACACUUCAUACUGGAGAGAAACCUUACACAUGUAAUGAAUGUGGCAAGGUUUUUAGUAGAAGAGAAAACCUUGCACGUCAUCAUAGACUUCAUACUGGAGAAAAACCUUACAAAUGUGAAGAAUGUGACAAAGUUUUCAGUCGCAGAUCACACCUUGAAAGACAUAGGAGAAUUCAUACUGGAGAAAAACCAUACAAAUGUAAAGAUUGUGACAAGGCCUUCCGGAGUGAUUCAUGCCUUGCAAACCAUACGAGAGUUCAUACUGGAGAGAAACCUUACAAGUGUAAUAAAUGUGGGAAGGUUUUUAAUCAAAAAGGAAUCCUUGCACAACAUCAGAGAGUUCAUACUGGAGAGAAACCUUACAAGUGUAAUGAAUGUGGCAAGGUUUUUAAUCAAAAAGCAAGCCUUGCAAAACAUCAGAGAGUUCAUACUGCAGAGAAACCUUAAAAGUGUAAUGAGUGUGGCAAAGCCUUUACUGGACAGUCAACACUUACCCACCAUCAAGCAAUCCAUGGGUGUAGGGAAACUUUACAAAUGUAAUGAUUCUCACAAAGUAGUCAGUAAUGCUACAGCCAUCACAAAUCAUUAGAGAAUCCAUAAUGAAGAGAGAUCUACAAGUGUAAUAAAUGUGGCAAAUUUUUCAGACAUCAUUCAUACAUUGCAGUUCAUUGACGCACUCAUACUGGAGAAAAACCUUACAAAUAUGACUGUGACAAGGUCUUCAGUCAAGCUUCAUCCUAUGCAAAACAGGAGAAUUCAUGCAGGAGAGAAACCUCACAAGUGUGAUGAUUGUGGCAAAGCCUUUACUUCAUGUUCACACCUCAUUAGACAUCAGAGAAUACAUACUGGACAGAAAUCUUACAAAUGUAAGGGUGGCAAGGUCUUCAGUCUGUGGCCAUUCCAUGCAGAACAUCAGAAAAUUCAUUUCUGAAAUAAUUGUUCCAAAUAAAAUGAAUAUAAAAAAAUUCAUAAAGCUUUAAUUGACAUUAGAGUCAAUUCAACAUUGACUUGAGUUUGAGUUGACUUAACAUUGAGUUCACGCAUUAAUUGACAUAAAAAGUGUUAAUGUUAAGGAGAAUGGGCCAGGUGCGGUGGCUCAUGCCUGUUAUCCCUGCACUUUGGGAGGCCAAGGCAGGUAGAUCACUUGAGGUCAGCAGUUUGAGACCAGCCUGGACAACAGACUUGAGCCACUUUACCCAGCCUGUUUUUUAUUUUUAUUUUUUGAGAUGGAGUCUUGCUCUUGUCACCCAGGCUAUAGUGCAAUGACAUGAUCUUGGCUUACUGGAAUCUCCACCUCCCGCAUUCAAGCAAUUCUCCUGCCUCAGCCUCCUGAGUAGCUGGGAUUAGUGAUACAUGCCACCACUCCACGCUAAUUUUUGUAUUUUUAUUUAUUUUUUAUUUAAUUUUUUUGUUUUGAGAUGGAGUCUCGCUCUUGUCACCCAGGCUGUAGUGCAGUGGUGUGAUCUGGGCUCAUUGCAACUUUUGCUUCCUGGGUUCAAGCAAUUCUCCUGCUGCAGCCCCCUGAGUAGCUGGGAUUACAGGUGCCCGCCACCAUGCCUGGCUAAUUUUUGUGUUUUUAGUACAGAGGGGGUUUCUCCAUGUUGGUCAGGCUGGUCUUGAACUCCUAACCUCAGCUGAUCCACCCGCCUCAGCCUCCCAAAGUGGUGGGAUUACAGGCAUGAGCCACUGCAACUGGCCCUUAUUUUAUUUAUUUAUUUUUGAGCCUGUUUUGCAGCCUUUACAAAAAUCAGGGUUUUCUCACAAGGUCAUGAAGAUUUUCACAUAAGGGACCUCUGACCAUUUGUGUUGGCAUUGGCAGUAAAGGUCAAGCAGGAAUAAGGUAAUAACAUUCAAGCUCCCCAACUUUGGCCAGGUUCCUGCCUUUCUAGUUCAUAUUUGGACCAAACUCAGCUACUUGUGAGGCUGAGGCAAGAGAAUCACUUGAACCCAGGAGGUAGAGGUUGCAGCGAGCCAAGAUCGCACCAUUGCACUCCAGCCUGGGCAAAAAGAAAGAAACUUAGUCUAAAAAAAAGAAAAAGUCAAGCCCCUUCUCCUCUCUCUGUCAUCAUAGUAUGUGCUUGACUUUGCUUCUUGCCAUGUCUUCUCACAAGACUUUCAGGAUUAAAUGAGUCCUGGCCAAGAAACAAAAGCAAACUCGUUCCAUUCCCCAGUGGAUUUGCAUGAAAAUUGAUAAUAAGGUCACAGUCACGCUACCAUAUCAAGUUGAAAAUGUCACCCCUAUCUGGAGAGUUGGACAUGUUUUAUUGGGAAUAUAUUUUUUAUCUCUGAAUCUGUUAUGAACGCAUUGGUUGGCUGGGUUCGGUAAUAAAUAUGUGAAACAUUUUAUUAGAAAAAAAGUCGGUUGGGCACGGUGGCUCACGCCUGUAAUCCUAGCACUUUGGGAGGCCAAGGCGGGUGGAUCACAAGGUGAGGAGAUUGAGACCAUCCUGGCUAACAUGGUGAAACCCCGUCUCUACUAAAAAUACAAAAAAUUAGACAGUCGUGGUGGCGGGCACCUGUAGUCCCAGCUACUUGGGAGGCUGAGGCAGGAGAAUGGUGUGAACCUGGGAGGCAGAAGUUGCAGUGAGCCGAGAUCGUGCCACUGCACUCCAGCCUGGGUGACAGAGUGAGACUCCAUCUCAGAAAAUAAAAAAAUAAAAAUAAAAAAAUAAUAAAAGUCAAAUGAUGUAAUUCGAUAGAGUACCUUAACCUUUUGUUUUUUCGAGCUGGAGACUCCACUAUGUUCAGUGGAUCACACCUGUGGUCCACGCACCUUGGGAGGCUGAGGUGGGAGGAUUGCUUGAGAGCUAGUCUCCUGGGAAUCGUCUCAUCUCUUCUAACUCAGUUCAUGACAGACCCUUGGACUUUAUUGUUAUGGAAAAUCUAUAUAAAGCAAUAUCAGUGUGUCAAAGCAUUAUGUCUGUCCAAGCUUGUGAAAGGAUAAUAAAAAUUACUAGCCAAAGAGAAAGGUCAAGCUGGGAACUGGGACAGACAAACCUGCCUCCCAUUUUAUUCCUAAACAAGAUAGCUACAAAGACUAAAAAAAAAAGCUACAUAGAGGCCGGGCACGGUGGCUCACGCCUGUAAUCCGAGCAUUUUGGGAGGCCGAGGUGGGCAGAUCACCUGAGAUUGGGUUUUCGAGACCAGCGUAACCAACAUGGCAUAACCAACAUUUUCAGUCUCUACUAAAAAUACAAAAUUAGCUGGGUGUGUGGCGGGCGCCUAUAAUUCCAGUUAUUCAGGAGCCUGAGGCAGGAGAAUCGCUUGAACCUAGUAGUCAGAGGUUGUGGUGAGCCGAGAUUUUGCCACCUGAAAGGGGGGGGACAUGGUCUAAAACGAUACAAACGCUGCAGAGCCACUGGG
Messenger RNA from Pongo pygmaeus (Bornean orangutan), 5025 nucleotides. RefSeq names its product zinc finger protein 816 (gene ZNF816). Gene Ontology annotation, molecular function: DNA-binding transcription factor activity, RNA polymerase II-specific; RNA polymerase II cis-regulatory region sequence-specific DNA binding. Gene Ontology annotation, cellular component: nucleus. Gene Ontology annotation, biological process: regulation of transcription by RNA polymerase II. NCBI's taxonomy places the organism in Eukaryota, Metazoa, Chordata, Mammalia, Primates, Hominidae. The transcript is spliced from 5 exons. Bases 181 to 2109 code for a protein of 642 amino acids. The record is from RefSeq and is a predicted model, not a curated record.